This is a messenger RNA of Balaenoptera acutorostrata (minke whale), 1545 nucleotides long. It is a transcript of the gene SIRT5, whose product is annotated as sirtuin 5. Gene Ontology annotation, molecular function: protein-malonyllysine demalonylase activity; protein-succinyllysine desuccinylase activity; NAD+ binding. NCBI's taxonomy places the organism in Eukaryota, Metazoa, Chordata, Mammalia, Artiodactyla, Balaenopteridae. The record is from RefSeq and is a predicted model, not a curated record. Bases 203 to 1279 code for a protein of 358 amino acids. The transcript is spliced from 9 exons.
GGAGCGCCCCCAACUUCCACGGGUGGACCCGGGAGGCAGCCCCGGCCGCAGCCGCACGUGCGGAGGCCCGAGGCCCGGUGUUUUCCCGGCACAGCGCGGAGGCAGCUGCGGCCCGAGAGACGAGGGAGGGGCGGAAACGAGGUCGGAAAGUCAUGUGGCCGGGGCAGCUCAUCUCAAUAAUUAGUGUGACACACAGAACCUGAUGCCACCUCUCCGGAUUGUCCCAAGCCGUUUACUUUCCCAGCUGUAUUGUGGAUUGAAGCCUCCAGCCUCUGUGCAAACCAAGAUUUGCCUAACAAUGGCUCGUCCAAGUUCAAGUAUGGCUGACUUCCGGAAGUGUUUUGCAAAAGCCAAGCACAUCGUCAUCAUUUCAGGGGCUGGCGUCAGUGCUGAGAGUGGGGUGCCGACUUUCAGAGGAGCGGGAGGUUACUGGAGAAAAUGGAAGGCUCAGGACCUGGCCACCCCUCAGGCCUUUGCCCGAAACCCAUCCCAGGUGUGGGAGUUCUACCACUACCGGCGGGAGGUGGUGCAGAGCAAGGAGCCCAACGCCGGGCACCUGGCCAUCGCUGAGUGUGAGGCCCGGCUGGGCAGGCAGGGCCGACGGGUCGCGGUCAUCACGCAGAACAUCGAUGAGCUGCACCACAAGGCUGGCACCAAGAACCUUCUGGAAAUCCAUGGUAGCUUAUUUAAAACUCGAUGUACCUCUUGUGGAGUUGUGGCUGAGAAUUACAAGAGUCCAAUUUGUCCAGCUUUAUCAGGAAAAGGGGCUCCAGAACCUGAAACUCAAGAUGCCAGAAUCCCAGUGGAGAAACUUCCCCGGUGUGAAGAGGCAGCAUGCGGGGGCCUGCUGCGACCUCACGUGGUGUGGUUUGGAGAAAACCUGGACCCUGCCAUCCUGGAGGAGGUUGACAGGGAGCUGGCCCUCUGUGACUUGUGUCUAGUGGUGGGAACUUCCUCAGUGGUCUACCCCGCCGCCAUGUUUGCCCCCCAGGUGUCUGCCCGGGGGGUACCGGUGGCUGAAUUUAACAUGGAAGUCACCCCAGCAGCGAACAGAUUCAGGUACCGGGACUACCAAGGUUUCAUUUCCAGGGGCCGUGUGGGACGAUGCUUCCUGAAGCCCUUGCGCCUCAUGAAACUGAAACUGUUUCUUAAUUGCCCUGAGGAAGGAAGAAAUCACAGCGCAUCUAAGUACCAGGCCACCAACAGGAGAAACAGUCUUGUGGAUGGUGAGCUGAAUACUGAAAGGUCUGAAUAUAUCUUCUGGAAUCCAAACUGCUGAUAAGUGAUGGGACUUAGAAGAAAUAGCAGUAAACGUGUUUAGAAGGAGAAGUCACAGAACUUCUCAAGUCAAUUCGCGUUAUUUGGUUUGAACCUAAACAUAAGAUACCUCUGAUGUGUUUGGUUGGUUACCGGGAAGGAAACAACUUUGUAAGUAGAUUGUCCAAAAAAAGUAAUUAUUUUUGCUAUUUGGGUAGAGGGGUAAAACCCUGGUAUUUCUGAUUUUUGUGCAAGGUUUGGUGGAAAAUAAAAUCCCUUUCUACAGCA